AUAACACUGCGUUUCCCUUUCAAUAAGUUCAUGUUGACUUUUCGAUAUUCUCAAAUUUGGUUAGCUAAAGAAUUAAACGUAAUAUGUAUUGAAUGGGAAGAUUUAUAAAUAUUCAGAAAAUGUCUUUAAAAUUUAUAGUUCAAGUUAAUUUGUUGUAGAUAUUGGGGCUAAUUUAACUGAUUUGAUGUUUCAAGGAUUUUACAACGGCUCUCAAAAGCAUCCUUCAGAUUUAAUACAUGUACUUGAAAGAGCUGGGACUUAUGGGGUGGAAAAAGCUAUUAUAACUGUUGGACGUAUUUCGGAAAUUGAAGAGGCGAUUAAUAUAUCUAACAAAAAUGAUAAAUUGUAUAUUACAAUUGGUUGUCAUCCAACAAGGUGUAAUGAAUUUGAAUCAAACCCAGAGGAGUAUUUCCUCCAGUUGUGUAGUGCAAUCGAAAAAAAUCAUUCUAAAGUAGUAGCAAUUGGAGAGUGCGGUUUAGAUUACGAUCGACUAAAAUUUUGUGAAAAAGAGAUUCAAAAAAAAUAUUUUGAGAGACAAUUAGAUUUAGCUAAAAAAUAUAGUUUGCCACUCUUUCUGCAUUGCAGAAAUGCACAUUUUGAUUUUUGUGAAAUUGUUGGAAGGAAUAUGGAAAAAAUUUUUCCUACCGGUGGUGUAGUUCAUAGUUUUGAUGGAACAUUGGAAGAAGCUAAAAAAAUUAUAGGACUUGGUUUUUAUAUUGGAAUAAACGGGUGUUCCCUAAAAACUGAAGAAAAUUUAAAGGUUGUCAAAGAACUGCCAAAUAACAAAAUUUUGUUAGAAACCGACUGUCCGUGGUGUGGUAUUCGACCGUCCCAUGCUAGUUCAAAAUACGUCAAAACUCAAUUUCCAUUUGUUAAAAAGAAAGACAAAUGGACUAAGGAUACACUAGUUGAUGGAAGAAGUGAACCUUGUCAAAUUAGGCAAGUUCUGGAAGUAAUAGCAGGAGUGAAAGAAGAAACCAUCGAUGUCUUGGCUAAUACCUAUUAUCAAAAUACUAUAGAUCUAUUUUUCAAAAAUAAAUGAAGUUUGUAAUAUUUUGAACUAACAAA
Condylostylus longicornis is the source of this 1068-nucleotide messenger RNA. Its product is annotated as deoxyribonuclease TATDN1. The record is from RefSeq and is a predicted model, not a curated record. The transcript has 4 exons. The coding region runs from base 185 to 1042 and encodes 285 amino acids. Lineage: Eukaryota; Metazoa; Arthropoda; Insecta; Diptera; Dolichopodidae. Gene Ontology annotation, cellular component: cytosol. Gene Ontology annotation, molecular function: 3'-5'-DNA exonuclease activity.